CGCUGGUAGCGCCAACGACGUCGCGGUGACGCUGAGCUUGGGCGGGCAGGCGCGGCAGUCGAGUCGAAGCGGACCGAAUGUGCGCGGCGAUUCGCUCUUUCUUGAGCGUCGACGUCGACCCUUGGCUUGGACGGGAGCAAGCGGGCGGACGGGCAGGCAGGCAAGCAGGCAAGCAGGGCGCUGCGACGACACACUGAGGCGGGCAGAGCAGCCAGUCACGCAGCCAAGUCGGAUCUUCGUGGCCAAAAAUCUAUCGACGACGACACAGAGACUGAAUCGCAGCGCAGGUCACUUCCUAACACUCCACUACCCGCAUACACCCCACUCACAUCAUCACCAUGGCCUCCGUUGUAGGCAUCGAUGUCGGCAAUGCCUCGUCCAAGAUUGGAGCAGCGAGACAGCGUGGCGUUGACGUCCUCGCAAACGAGGUGUCAAACCGAGCAACGCCCUCGCUCAUCUCCUUUGGCCAGAAGAACAGAGCCAUUGGAGAGGCAGCUGCCACCAUGCAGACGUCCAACUUCAAGAACACUGUAGGAUCUCUCAAGCGUCUCUUGGGACGCACUCUCCAGGACUCGGACGUCCAGGAGCACGAGAAGAAGUUUGUCAAUGCUGAGCUGGUUGACACAAAGGGAGAAGUAGGGGUAAAGGUUCGAUUCGAGAAUCAGGAGAGGACCUUCUCAGCAACGCAGCUCAUGGGCAUGUACCUUGGCAAGCUCAGGGAUACCGCAAAGAAUGAGUUGGGUGGUGCUGGCGUCAGCGACGUCGUCCUUUCAGUGCCCCAGUGGUACACCGACUCGCAGCGAAGGGCAAUGCUCGACGCUGCUGAGAUCGCUGGUCUUAACCCUCUUCGCCUCAUCAACGACACCACCGCCACUGCCCUUGGAUAUGGUAUCACCAAGACGGACCUGCCUGAGCCUGAGAGCCCGCGCAACGUCGUCUUCUGCGACUUUGGCCACUCGAGCUACCAGGUCGCCGUCGUUGCCUUCUCAAAGGGUCAACUCACCGUUCUCGGCACUGCCUCAGACCGCAACUUCGGUGGUCGUGACAUGGACAUUGCUCUCCUCCACCACUUUGCAGAGGAGUUCAAGGGCAAGUACAAGAUUGACGUCCUCUCCAACCCCAAGGCAAUCUUCCGUCUGUCUGCCGGCUGUGAGCGCCUCAAGAAGGUUCUCUCUGCCAAUGCCUUCGCCCCUCUCAACGUCGAGUCCCUCAUGGAGGACAUUGACGCUUCGUCAUCCCUCAAGCGUGAGGACUUCGAGAACCUCAUUGCUCCUCUCCUCGAGAAGGUCACUGUACCCCUCGAGGCUGCCCUCGCCCAGGCCGGCCUGAGUAAGGACGAGAUCCACUCCGUCGAGAUGGUCGGUGGUAGUUCGCGUGUGCCCUCGCUCAAGGAGCGCGUCUCUGCCUUCUUUGGCAAGCAGCUCUCCUUCACCUCGAACCAGGACGAGGCCGUCGCUCGUGGUGCCACUCUUGCGUGCGCCACCCUCUCGCCCGUCUUCCGCGUCCGUGACUUUGCCGUCCACGACGUCACCGCUUACCCGAUCAAGGUCACUUGGGAGAAGGCUGACGUCGACGAGGAGACUGAGUUGCUCGUCUUCCAGCCCAACAACCCUGUUCCCUCGACGAAAAUUCUCACCUUCUACCGCAAGGAGCCCUUCUCGCUCGAGGCUCACUACGCCAACCCGGAGCUGCUUCCCAAGGGCAUCAACCCUUUCCUUGGUCAGUUCACCGUCAAGGGCGUCAAGCCCACUGCCAGCGGGGACCACUCCAUCGUCAAGGUCAAGACGAGGCUCAAUCUCCACUCCGUACUCAACUUCGAGGGCGCUUACCUCGUCGAGGAGGUAGAGAAGGAGGAGGACGUCCCCGACCCGAACGCCGCUCAGGUCGACGGCGAGCCGCCCAAGACGAUCAAGCAGAAGGUCAAGAAGCUUCAGCGCAAGGAAGACCUCCCCACCGUUUCCGGUUUGGGCACCAAGGACGCCUCGAUCACGGCUGAGCUCAAGGAGCUCGAGGGUCAGAUGUACGCCAACGACAAGCUCGUCAUCGACACGGCUGACCGCAAGAAUGCGCUCGAGGAGAUGAUCUACGACCAGCGCUCCAAGCUCGACGGUGCGCUCCGCCCUUACGUCCAGGCCAAGGAGAAGGAACAGUACCUUGCUGCCUUGAAUGCUGAGGAGGAGUGGCUCUACUCGGACGAGGGCGACGAGGCAACAAAGUCUGCGUACGUGGAGCGCAUCGAGAAGCUUCAGAAGAUCGGUGGCCCCAUCGUUGCUCGUUUCAAGGAGAACGAGCUCCGUCCCAAGGCUGCUUCGGCGCUCCGUGAGACGCUCAACAGCUUCCUCGAGCAGGCACAGGGUGGCGACGAGAAGUAUUCGCACAUCAGCGAUGAGGAGAAGCAGAAGGUCAUCGAGAAGUGCGCCAACACCGCUCACUGGCUCGAUGGCAAGCUUGCCAAGCAGGCUGAGAUGCCCAAGAACGAGGACCCCAAGGUCACUGCGGCUGAGAUGAGCAAGCAGAGGGACGAGGUCCUCUACGUUUGCACGCCUAUUAUGACCAAGCUCAAGCCCAAGGCACCGCCUGCGCCUGCACCUGAGGCCAACGCACCGCCCAAGGAUGAGAAGAAGGCUGAGGAGCCGGCAAAGGAGGGAGAGGAGGCUAAGGCUGCUGAGGGUGAGGCGCCGAACAACAUGGACGUCGACUAGACGAGUGCUGAGGCGAG
Messenger RNA from Jaminaea rosea, 2719 nucleotides. Its product is annotated as putative heat shock protein Hsp88. The record is from RefSeq and is a predicted model, not a curated record. Gene Ontology annotation, cellular component: cytosol; nucleus. Gene Ontology annotation, molecular function: ATP-dependent protein folding chaperone; ATP binding. Bases 339 to 2702 code for a protein of 787 amino acids. Gene Ontology annotation, biological process: protein folding. NCBI's taxonomy places the organism in Eukaryota, Fungi, Basidiomycota, Exobasidiomycetes, Microstromatales. The transcript has a single exon.